GAAGCAAAAUGAGGCAGUGACAUUCAUGGCUUGCUCGAGCGCAAUAUGCUUGAGUCAACUUGGCCUGGCAUAGUCCAAACAGUGCAGGAGGUAGACCCAGCCAUAGUAGUCUAUCUGACCAAACAUUUCAAAAGCCCAGCAGCUUACGCUGAGGUGCGGAAUCUGGUUCAGUCUAAUGCUAGCCAGGUAGUUAAUACUCUAGAGGCUCUAUGAUUUUUGAUUGGGGAUUCCUUCUGAGGUGGACAGAGACAAGAGCUGAAG
Suillus subaureus is the source of this 261-nucleotide messenger RNA. RefSeq lists its product as uncharacterized. The record is from RefSeq and is a predicted model, not a curated record. The transcript is spliced from 2 exons. Bases 46 to 213 code for a protein of 55 amino acids. NCBI's taxonomy places the organism in Eukaryota, Fungi, Basidiomycota, Agaricomycetes, Boletales, Suillaceae.